CCUUUGAAAAGCUUCGCGCCGGGAGCGUCCGUGGAGAAAUCAGUAAGCCUCCUUGUACGGGUCUGGUUUCGGUCUUUACUCCUGCGCCUCACCGGGGAGGGGCAGAGCUCCUCGCGUCUGCGGGAGGAUAACGCGCGUAUCGGGCCUGGGUUCUAGAGACGGAACCCUGAGUACGGAUUCGGCCGUGGACGGGUCGGGAACUCCGGCUAGGGCCUGUCCUGGAUUGUUUGUCGCCCCCUUUGACCCCUUUGCCCGCAGAGAGUCGGGAAGAGGGGUCAUUCCCCCCAACUUCCAGCUGUUCUCGCCGCCUGCUGCUCCAGCGUCGUAACUGGGCUUUCAGCUCUUGGUCUCUCCCCGCGGCCUCUGUUUCUAAAACAUUCAUCUCAUCACACCUGAAGCUCUCUUUGCAUUAGGCAACGAUUUUGGAAACUUAGGAAAAGCAUCAUGGAACUCCUUUUACAAGUAGAAUUGUACAAGGGAUCCCAGCUAAAAGAAAUGAAAUAAUUAUUAUAAAAGUUUGACUCUUGAUGAAUUCUGAUUUGAAAUUGGGAUUGGAUGAAGGUGCGGUAUUUUGCUUUAGUGCACAGGACUGAGAAUAUCUUGGUUUGCAUGGACUAGUAUUUGCAAACAGUAACUUACUCAGCUUUCUCAGGAUGCAAUGUCAGCAUACUUUUCAAUUAAACUGAACCAGACGCUUGAAAGGAGGAAUCUGGAAACUGUUCUCCACAAAGAACCCCAUUAGUUUGGAACUGCAGGAUUCCUUUGCAUCAGAUGCCGAAAUGAAAGAACCACCUUUAGGUGAUGAAUGUGACAAAGCAAUAACACCACAGCUGGGGCGGCUAGAUGAAAUUAAGACAGAACCUGACAAUGCUCAAGAGUAUUGUCAAGUCCAACAGCCCAAAACUCAGGAGAAUGAUCUGAAAAUAAACACUACGUUUUCAGACAGUGAUUCACAGUUGACUGAAGGCCUUCAGCUUUCUCUGGCAUCACCUUGCUUGAAUAAAAUACUUCCUUCAGUUUCAACCACAGCCAAUCAGCUUUCCUGUUCUGGUUGUAAAAAAAUUCUCCAUAAGGGGCAAACUGCUUAUCAGAGGAAAGGGUCUGCUCAGUUCUUCUGCUCCAUACCAUGCAUCACUGAGUAUAUUUCAUCUGCCAAUUCACCAGCUCCUACCAAGAGAACUUGUUCAAAUUGCUCAAAAGACAUUUUAAAUCUAAAGGAUGUGAUCCGUGUCCGGCUAGAAGAUACCUCCAGCAAAAAUUUUUGCAGCCAAUCUUGUCUUUUAUCGUAUGAAGAAAAAAGAAAACCAUUUGUUAACAUAUGUACUAAUAGCAUUUUGACCAAGUGCAGCAUGUGUCAGAAGACUACUGUUAUUCAGUUUGAAGUAAAAUACCAGAAUGUGAAACAUAGUCUUUGCAGUCAUGCCUGCUUUUCCAAGUUUCAUUCUGCUAACAACCUCGUCAUGAACUGUUGUGACAACUGUGGAGCUUACUGUUACACCAGCUCUAGUCUGUUUCACAUACAUCUAAUGGAAGGACUGUCUUAUUACUUUAAUAGUUCAAAGAAUAUUAUAGCAUAUAAGCAGAAACCAGCCAAAACACUUACAUCUGUUACUUGCAAAUCAUUGAAGUCCUCAGAUGAAAUGCUUGAGAUUGCCAGUGACUUGAGAAAGACAGGGCUUUUCUGCUCUAUUAAUUGUUUCUCUGCAUACAAUAAAGCUAAGAUGGAAUCUUCUACAGUAAAUGUUUCCAGAGUGCAUGAUGCUUUAAGAGAGCUCCUUUCUCCAAAGAAAGAUACAACUCCAGUUAUAAGCAAUAUAGUAUCAUUGGCAGACACUCAUGAUGCCCUGCCUAUCAUGGACACUGAUGUCUUACAAGGUACAGUUUCUACAUUAAUGGCAAAUGUCAUUGUGGAUAUUUCUAAGAGUUCACCCAGUGAAUCAAGUAGUGGUGUUGCUGAUAGGAGUAGUAUGGAAGAGCCAAGCCUUUCGCCGUCUUCAUCAAUACUCAGUCAGCAUACAAUUGGUUCCAAUAUAGAAGCACAAAAAAAUAACAUGUCAAACCAGGAUCCUGUGUACAAUGUGAAAUCUGUGAAAAUAAACGAUGGACUCUGUCACCCAAAAUUUACAUCCAAAGUACAAAAAGUUAAAGAUAAAUCACGAAAUAUUAAAAAAUCUUGGUGUUCAAAUUUUCAGCAUUCGGGAAACAGUAUUAGAAAAGAUAUGAUGUUCUGUUAUUCGUGCCAGUUGUUCUGCCAGAAAAAUUUUAGCUAUGGAGGAACCCAGAUUAGAAAUUGGAAGAAAACUCUGCAAAAUUUCAGAAAGCAUGAAAAAAGUGAAAUGCAUUUGAAAUCAUUGCAGUUUUGGAGGGAAUACCAGUUUUGUGAGGAAGCUGUCAAUGAAAAUUUGUCCAUUCAUUCAAAACAGAUUGAGGGAAAUAAAAAAUACCUAAAGCUUAUAAUUGAAAAUAUUUUAUUUCUUGGAAAGCAAUGUUUACUCUUAAGAGGAAACGACCAGUCUAUUUCAUCUGUGAAUAAAGGAAAUUUUUUAGAAUUGUUAGAAAUCAGAGCAAAAGAUAAAGGAGAAGAAAUAUUUCGACUUAUGAAUUCACAAGUUGACUUCUACAAUAGUACACAAAUUCAAAAUGAUAUUAUUGAAAUAAUAAAGACUGAAAUGUUGCAGGAUAUUGUGAAUGAAAUCAAUGAUUCCUCAGCCUUUUCAAUAAUAUGUGGUGAGACAACUGAUAGUGCCACUAAAGAACAGCUUUCAAUUUGUGUAAGAUACCCACAAAAAACAUCAAAGGCUAUCUUAAUUAAAGAAAGAUUCUUGGGUUUUGUUGAUAUUGAAGAGAGGACUGGGACCCACUUACAUAGGACUAUUAAAACUUAUCUGCAGCAAAUUGGAGUAGAUUUGAGUAAAAUAUAUGGACAGGCCUAUGAUAGUACCACUAAUUUGAGGGUAAAAUUUAAUAAAGUUGCAGCAGAAUUCAAGAAGGAAGAGCCAAGAGCUUUAUAUAUACAUUGUUAUGCACAUUUCUUAGAUUUAGCAGUAAUUAGGUUUUGCAAAGAAGUAAAAGAACUCCGAAGUGCUCUGAAUACUCUUAAUUCUUUGUUCAACACUAUUCAUAUGUCUGGGGAAUUGUUGGCAAAUUUUCAAAACAUUUGUAAGCUGAGGCAAAACAAAACAUGCAGGAAACAUACAUCACAAUCAUGUUGGACAGUCCAUGAUCAUAUGUUACUAUCUGUGAUUGACAGUCUUCCAGAGAUUAUUGAAACACUGGAAGUUAUAUCAAGCCAUUCUUCAAACACAAGCUUGGCUGAUGAAUUGAGUGAUUUGUUGACAUUAGUUUCCAAAUUUGAAUUUAUUUUUUGUUUGAAAUUUCUUUAUCGAGUGCUUAGUGUUACAGGAAUUCUUUCCAAAGAGCUUCAGAGUGAAACCAUAGACAUUUUUUCUUUGUCUUCAAAAAUAGAAGCAAUUUUAGAAUGUUUAUCAUCUGAAAGAAAUGAUGUGUACUUCAAAACUGUCUGGGAUGGAGCAGAGGAAAUAUGUCAAAAAAUAACCUUUAAAGGUUUCGAAGUUGAAAAACCUUCUCUUCAGAAAAGAAGAAAAAUUCAGAAAACAAUAGAUCUGGGCAAUUCAGAUAGUACGUUUUUUCCUACAUCAACAGAAGAACAGUAUAAAAUUAGAAUUUAUUACCAAGGAUUAGAUGCUAUAUUACAGAAUUUAAAAUUAUGUUUUUCAGAGUUUGAUUAUUGCAUAAUGAAACAAAUUUCAGAACUGUUGUUUAAAUGGAAUGAACCAUUAAAUGAAGCAACAGCCAAACAUAUUCAAGAAUUUUAUAAACUUGAAGCAGACAUUGUCCCAGAACUUAGAUUUUAUCGGCAGUAUGCCAAGCUCAACUUUGUCAUAGAUUAUGAUUGCAUUAACUUUAUCAAUCUUGGCUAUUUGUUUAUUCAGCAUGGUCUGCACAAUAAUAUUCCUUGCAUUUCAAAGUUAUUGUAUAUUGCUUUGUCUUGGCCAUUUACUUCAGCAAGUGCUGAAAAUUCAUUUUCUAUACUGCCUCGUCUUAAAACAUAUUUAUGUCAUACCAUGGGACAAGAGAAGCUUAGUGGCCUGGCCCUAAUGGCUGUGGAGCAGGAAUUGGCAAAUAAACUGAUGGAGCCUGAAAGACUCGAUGGAAUUCUGGAAAAGUUUAUCAAUCGGGUGAAAGAAAUAUAAUACUUGCUAAUUUGAACUUGCCUAAAAGAAUUUUUUAUUUCUAUUGGAAUUUUUAUUUCAAAAUUAUGUCUCUUAAGAAAAACUUUUUUUCAACAGAACAUAUAACAUGGUUCGGAAUUCAAAAGACAGAAUGAUAUACAAGUGAAAAGUCUCCUUCGUCCUUUAGUACUCAGUUCCUCCUUCCUGAAGUGUUAUUUGUUCCUUAAAUAUCUUUCUAGAGAUAUUUUCCAUAAGUGGUACUGUACAGUACACUUCUUCAGCUUGUCCUUUUUAUAUAAUGUGAU
Molecule: messenger RNA, 4498 nt
Organism: Cynocephalus volans (Philippine flying lemur)
Lineage: Eukaryota; Metazoa; Chordata; Mammalia; Dermoptera; Cynocephalidae
Gene: ZMYM1
Product: zinc finger MYM-type containing 1
Exons: 10
Coding region: 780-4214 (1144 amino acids)
Molecular function (GO): protein dimerization activity; zinc ion binding
Source: RefSeq, a predicted model, not a curated record